Durusdinium trenchii is the source of this 941-nucleotide messenger RNA. Lineage: Eukaryota; Dinophyceae; Suessiales; Symbiodiniaceae. The record is from the annotation of a GenBank genome assembly.
UGCAUUGGAAGCGCGCUUUGACAGAAAUUUUGACACGCUCGGACUUUCAGAUCGUGAAAUUGCUGAUCAAGGACAAAAUACUUCCGAAUUGGAAAGGCAAGCUUUGCCCGAAGUGCAAUGAGGGCACGCUUUCACCAUUGAAAGUCCACUGUGGAGACACUGUGGCCAAGUACAGGUGCUCAAGGAAGGCUUGCCAGCAAAGGAUCCACCCCUACUACUUGCGUCCUUUUUUCCAAGCUUGCCGCGGGCCAGAGGCUCUAUUGCUUCAAAUCCAAGCAGGCAUACUUUUGCUCCUUCUCCUUCGAGUGGUCCAGAGUUCCAUUCACCUCCUCCUGGGCGUCAACCGCAAGGCAGUAGAAGGGAUGCAAAGGCGGUUAGAGUGUGUCCGCGAAAAGUAUGUGGAGAAGCGCGAGAAGAGCAUUGUGUUUGGCAAGAAUUCGAUGUGGGCUGAUGUUGAGGCGGAUGAAGCCAUGUUUGAUAAGAGAGACCUCACCAAUGAUGCCGAACUGAGCCAUCAGGUCAAAGGAGAUCAUUGCCUUCUAUGGGAGCAAUGGUGUGGCCUCGCGUACAAGCUCAAACUUCCAGGAGUGAUUCACGAUUCUGUUGUCCACCAGAAGAAGAGAGUCAAGCUGAAGGGCAAAUGGGUGUGGACGAAGCCUUCCUUCCUUGAGGUUGUCAGCCGCACGCUUCCUGAUGGUAAACGGCUGAAAGCGAAGGCUGGCACUCAGCACAUCGACCGGUGCUGGAAGUUUCUGAAGGACCGGCUAGGGACCCACAACCGGGCUGGCAUGGCAUGCCUUGGACGCAAAUUCGGGCAGCCCAGUAUGAGUACUGGCACCGGGGCAAUGACCUAUGGCUAUGACACCAACGUCGAACAUCUUAAGCAGGAAGAGUACACCCAGAUGGCGCAGUUGCCGGGCCGCGAGCAGGACGACGGGUAA